AUGAUUUUAUGUCGUAAGCGAUUCGCUGCCCUACCACCGUCACCCCGACCAGCGCGUACCCCUCAACGUCGUCAAUGUGGUGUCUGUGGAGAGGAUGGUGAUGGAAUGCAUUUUGGGGCCUACAGCUGUGCGGCUUGUGGAGCAUUUUUCCGUCGUUCGAUCCAAGAACAGAAGGUGUAUUCCUGUGAUUCGAGGCAAUGCUAUGACUAUAGAGUGAAUACAACCCGUGUCGGUGGUGGUCACUGUCGGUAUUGUCGAUUCCAGAAAUGUCUCACUGCCGGAAUGCUCGUCACCGAGGUUCACGUGCGUCGUCAACGUCAAGACGGAGUCGUCAACCAACCCGAUGCCUUUCUGUGGGAACGUUCUCGUGUCCAACUGCAUGUCGAUGAACUAUCGAUUGAAUGGCAUCUAUUCUCCGAACAUCUCAUCCAUCAUCCACUAUUUCAACGAAUUCGAGACCUGGACUGGCUCUCCUACGAGGGAGGCCCACCCACCCCUGAACCCUCCCGUGCCUACACCGAUUUCUUCUACCUUCACUAUGUCUUUGAACUUGUUCUGGCGACCGUUCGAGGUGGUGGUGUACAGAUGGAUGCUUGUAUCACUACGACGGGCCUGAAAAUCGACGCGGACAUGGAAUCGCUCACCAUCUUCUACAGCGCCUCCCCUCUGGCCGAUCCGGUCUGUAUGGCUAGACUGGCCCAACCGUUCUUCGAGCAUUUGAUCCGCACAUGUGCCAAGGCUCUACAGGCCCUCCAGCUGGAUGAAACAGAGACAGCUUAUGUCCACUACAUCAUCACUACCUCCUGGCUAACGUUCCAACAGAACGAUUCAGCGACGUGCCGGGGUAUCCUCUGCCAAGAGCUUCACCGUCACUAUUCAGCCCGUGAGGGAGUGAUCGGGACGAAACUGGGCAAUCUCUGUCUGACAGCCUCUUUCUUUCUCGAAGCUCUCUUCAAUUUGAGGGAAUAUGUCACUGUUAUGCAUAUUCGAGGGUUGAUCCUC
Mesorhabditis spiculigera is the source of this 1002-nucleotide messenger RNA. Lineage: Eukaryota; Metazoa; Nematoda; Chromadorea; Rhabditida; Rhabditidae. The record is from the annotation of a GenBank genome assembly.